AUCAAGGCUCACGUACAAAACCUAGGUGCAACGCCCUCUCUAGAAUGUGUUCCUCAGUCGUCAGAGGCAAACUGCGACUGCACCUGCUCCAAUGGCAUUCACUUCAACCAGCCACUUUCCUUUGGUUCUUCCGGCAACCCCAUCCCGGACGGCUGCCAGGCCGAGAAAGAAGAAUGCUUGUUGCGUGAGCAGCAACUUGCAAAUGACUUUAAUUUACUCAAAGAAUCCUACAUGAGGAAGGAA
Bipolaris maydis ATCC 48331 is the source of this 243-nucleotide messenger RNA. The record is from RefSeq and is a predicted model, not a curated record. Lineage: Eukaryota; Fungi; Ascomycota; Dothideomycetes; Pleosporales; Pleosporaceae.